Molecule: messenger RNA, 630 nt
Organism: Silurus meridionalis
Lineage: Eukaryota; Metazoa; Chordata; Actinopteri; Siluriformes; Siluridae
Product: cytochrome c oxidase assembly factor 6 homolog
Exons: 3
Coding region: 221-460 (79 amino acids)
Biological process (GO): respiratory chain complex IV assembly
Cellular component (GO): mitochondrion; respiratory chain complex IV
Source: RefSeq, a predicted model, not a curated record
ACAACGUCAUCACGCUGCGCCGGAUGUACAGAGACUUGUGCUUGUGCUUCUUGCUGUGUCCUUGGUUUUAUGUGAUAAUUUGCAACGUUAUCAAGAGCUGUGGAUCCUACAGAACACGACAGACGAAUAAAAGCUGCAGAAAACGUUUUAUUUUCCUCCUGCGAUGUGAUUUUUUUAUUGGACUCCACUGGUUUUAGAUUGACAGCGCAUUGGCACAGUUAUGAGCGCUCCAAACUCCAAGCAAAGGCAAGCGUGCUGGGGAGCGAGAGAUGAGCUGUGGACGUGUCUGGACCUCAACCGAGACGACGCGACAGCCUGCGAGGGAUAUCGCAAAGAGUUUGAGGCCAGUUGUCCUGCUCAGUGGGUGAAAUACUUCAACAAACGAAGGGACUUCCUGAAGUACAAAGAACGAAUUGAGAAGAACGGAUUCGAACCUGUCGAGGGAGCAUCCAAAUCAUAGCUCAUCGAAAUUAACUGCACAAAAUCGACACCGGAGCCAGAAACGGAUCCCGGAUCGGAUCCUGUUCUUUUCAGCAAAAAAAACCAAGAACAAAACAGAUUCUUUGUUGUUAAUAUUUUAUUGCAGUUUGUAAAGAUGUCGUUUGCAAAUAAACGUCUGAUCACGUAGUA